AUGGCUUCAUCCGAGAAAGAUGCUGCUACCAAAGCUCGCAUCCUCAAACACAUGAACGCAGAUCACGCUGGUUCUCUGUCCCACUACUUACAGCACUACUGUCAGCUCUCCAAAAGCGAAGCCUCCAAGCCGAACCUUCUCGAUAUCACCCUGUCCUCACUCCAAAUCUCUUCUAAGUCCGGUAAAACUCACACGAUUCCCCUUGAUCCUCCCAUGACUUCCUACGCCGAUGCUCGACCUCGAUUUGUUGCUAUGGAUUCCGAGUGCCGUGAUGCUCUCAACAUCUCUCCAUAUACCAUUACUCGUUACGAGCCCCCGAAGACUUUCUUGCAUCGAUUAAUUUUCGGCUUGUGUUUGAUAACGAUGGUUGUAUUUGUUACGAAAUCGCACAUUGUACCUGGUACAUUGUUCUACGACAAUGUGUUGCCAUGGUUUCCAGGCGGCCCAGAAACUUUCUUGUGGAUUUCUAACAAGAUUGCUAUGCCAACCUUUGCGAUACAUGUGAUGGAAGUCAUUUGGAUGGAUAGGAGCAGACUUAUGAAGUACAAUAUCGAGAGGGGAAGUUCUAUGUGGUGGAAAUGGAUGACGAGCUGUUUGAUUGAGGGGCUUGGAAGUUUUGCCAGGAUCGAUGCUAUGAUCAAGCAACAAAAGAAAGAGAAAGAGUCGAAGGGAAAUGGUGGACAUUGA
Molecule: messenger RNA, 687 nt
Organism: Botrytis sinoallii
Lineage: Eukaryota; Fungi; Ascomycota; Leotiomycetes; Helotiales; Sclerotiniaceae
Exons: 1
Coding region: 1-687 (228 amino acids)
Source: RefSeq, a predicted model, not a curated record